UCCCAUAGAUAGUUACACACACCUUCACUAAUCACUAUCACCACUAUACUAACUUCCAAGCUUAGAGAUGUUGAGACCUCUCCUUCUGAAACGUUCCCUACAUCUCCGCCAUCACCACUAUCACACUUUAACUCCUUCACAUUCCCACCCUCUCCGAACCCUCACAACCAUCACACCCCCAAACCCCUUCCUCCGCCGAUUCUCCUCUUUACCAGCAGAACCCAACACCGAUGCUGAAACCCGCAAAUACUUGGGCUACGCCGCCCUCCUUCUCUUCUGCGGCGCCGCCACUUACUACUCCUUUCCCUUACCGGAUAACGCCAAGCACAAGAAGGCUCAGAUCUUCCGCUACGCUCCAUUGCCGGAGGAUCUCCACACCGUUUCCAACUGGAGUGGCACCCAUGAGGUCCAGACUCGUCAUUUUCAUCAGCCUGAGAGCCUUGACCAGUUAGAGCGUGUUGUUGAUGAGGCCCACCGGAGUAAGACGCGAAUCAGACCUGUUGGCUCGGGUCUUUCCCCGAAUGGGAUUGGGCUAUCGAGAAUUGGGAUGGUGAAUUUGAGCUUGAUGGAUUCGAUAUUGGAAGUUGAUAAGGAGAAGAAGAUUGUGAGAGUGCAGGCUGGGAUUAGAGUGCAGCAGCUUGUCGAUGGGAUUAAGGAACAUGGACUUACUCUUCAGAAUUUUGCUUCCAUUAGGGAACAACAAAUUGGUGGCAUCAUUCAGGUUGGUGCACAUGGCACUGGUGCACGUUUGCCUCCUAUUGAUGAACAAGUCAUUGCUAUGAAACUGGUCACCCCUGCCAAGGGGACAAUAGAAGUCUCCAAAGAGAAAGAUCCAGAGCUGUUUUAUCUUGCUCGUUGUGGUCUUGGAGGACUUGGAGUUGUGGCUGAAGUCACCCUACAGUGUGUUGAUCGACAGGAGCUUGUGGAGCACACAUUUGUCUCAACCAUGGAUGAGAUAAAGAAAAAUCACAAGAAAUUGCUAUCUGAGAAUAAGCAUGUCAAGUACCUUUAUAUUCCUUAUACUGAGUCUGCCGUGGUUGUGAGAUGCAAUCCUGUUUCAAAGUGGAAAGGUCCUCCCAAGUUCAAGCCAAAAUAUACUAAAGAUGAAGCCAUACAGCAUGUCCGCGACCUUUAUAGGGAGUCCAUCCAGAAAUAUAGAGUAGAAGGAUCUAGGAACAAAUCAUCAGAUGAUGAUGAACAAAAUAUAGAUGAGCUUUCUUUUACAGAAUUAAGAGAUAGGCUAAUUGCCCUAGACCCACUUAAUAAAAAUCACAUCGUCAAGGUCAAUCAAGCCGAGGCCGAGUUCUGGAAGAAGUCAGAAGGAUACAGGGUUGGAUGGAGUGAUGAAAUAUUGGGCUUUGAUUGUGGAGGCCAACAGUGGGUAUCAGAGACAUGUUUCCCUGCUGGAAAGCUUGCAACACCAAGCAUGAAAGAUCUUGAAUACAUUGAAGAGCUGAAGAAACUUAUAGAGAAAGAAGAGAUACCUGCUCCUGCUCCAAUUGAGCAGCGCUGGACAGCUAGCACCAGGAGUCCCAUGAGUCCUGCCUCAAGCCCCUCACAAGAUGAUAUAUUUUCUUGGGUUGGUAUAAUAAUGUACCUCCCUACCAUGGAUGCUCGCCAGAGAAAAGAUAUAACUGAAGAAUUCUUUCAUUAUAGGCAUCUAACUCAGGCAAAAUUAUGGGAUAAUUACUCUGCUUAUGAACACUGGGCAAAGAUUGAGGUUCCAAAGAACAAGGAUGAACUUAUAGCUCUCCAAGCAAGGCUGAGAAAGCGGUUUCCAGUGGAUGCAUACAAUAAGGCAAGAAAUGAAUUGGAUCCCAAUAAGGUUCUUUCGAACAACAAGUUGGAAAAGCUCUUCCCACAAUCAGAAACCAUAUGAAAUUAUGGUUUAUUGCUUGCAUGGAAAGAUGCCUUGAAGUCAAAAGAAGCUUUAAGAGCUGCGAUGUAAUGUAUUAAUAAAAGCUGGGUUAAUUUUUACGUUGUUCUUACUCAUUCCAUUGGAAAGUGGCAGCAUUAAGAAGGGGUAAAACUGAAGAAAGAAAAAGUCUGUUGGCGAUAUACUUUGUAAGAAUUGCUCUUCUUUUGGCAUGAAAUAUGUUCAUAAUAAUCUUUAGUACUUGUGCAUCUAAUUAUUUAGGAACCUUUGCACUCCCCUCUUGUUUUUCUAAGGCGUGCUAUGAUAGAAUCUACCCUUGGAGGUUUUGGAUGGAUCUUAUAUGGGUGUUAAGACCGCAAGAUCCCAAUGUUGAUUAUCUUGUUUGUAAGAGUUGCCCUGGAAAACAGAUUAAUGUUUAUCCAAAUUGAUCGAAUGCAUGAUUAUGAACAAGUUGUUGUGAAUGUCUUCUGCAAGUGGAAGCUUCUCUUUAUCUACUGUUUGUAACUUGUUAGUUAAUGUGUUUUCAAAUGAAAUAGUUGGCAUUUGUGCUUAUUUUGUCUGUAA
This is a messenger RNA of Medicago truncatula (barrel medic), 2440 nucleotides long. RefSeq names its product L-galactono-1,4-lactone dehydrogenase, mitochondrial. The transcript has 7 exons. The coding region runs from base 68 to 1879 and encodes 603 amino acids. Gene Ontology annotation, molecular function: galactonolactone dehydrogenase activity; D-arabinono-1,4-lactone oxidase activity; FAD binding. The record is from RefSeq and is a predicted model, not a curated record. NCBI's taxonomy places the organism in Eukaryota, Viridiplantae, Streptophyta, Magnoliopsida, Fabales, Fabaceae. Gene Ontology annotation, cellular component: membrane.